CCAUAACAUGUAAAAUUUGUGCACGGUAUUUUUUUUGAUAAUAAAAAUGGGUGAUUUGUGUGCUGAAUGUAACCAACCGGCUGAACUUAAAUGUUCGGCGUGCAAGUUGGUUUCCUAUUGUGGUAAGGAUCACCAGAAAUCCCAUUGGAAGACGCAUAAAACUUUGUGCAGACCUUUUGAGGUUCAAGAAAACAAGGAUAUUGGAAAAUGUCUUGUCGCAACUCGCGACUUGAGUCCAGGAGAUGUAAUUUUGACAGAAGUGCCAUUGGUUAUGGGACCAAGGCCUCAUAUGGUCGAAGAAGGGCCCGUACCAUGUCCUGGAUGUUGUCGACUUAUUAUCGGGGAAACAUCCGGUAGAUGCGAAGGUUGCGAUUUCCCAGUAUGCCACCCAGGUUGUCCAGGUUUAAAAGACAUGGAAAAACACGGGCACGAAUGCGUGGUACUGGGUUUACGCGACGUAACCGCCAUCAAUGGGUUACACGAGUUCUACAGGCAAGAUGCCCUGUUGGCCUUGAGAUGUUUGCUGUUGCAAAAAAGACACCCCAAAAGAUUCGCGCAGCUACUCGAGAUGGAGAGCCAUAUGGAGAGAAGGGGGCCAAAUUCUGACAUUUACAGGGAUGUCGAUGAACGAGUUGCAGACUACCUGCACAGCAAUUUUUUCGACCCCAUGAGGAUUCUGGAAGGAAGAACCGGUCAGAAGGUAUUGCCAGAUGUUUCCAGAGAAACCAUCCACAAAGUAUGCGGUAUAAUCGAUGUAAACGCAUUGGAAAUCAACCAAAACGCAGAGGUGUCAGCGUUGUACCCCACGGCUUACCUCAUGGAGCAUAGCUGCCUCUCAAACACCUCACACACGUUUGAUAGCGAGUCAAAUGGUUACAAAAUCACUAUAAGGGCUGCAUUGCCCAUUAAAAAAGGCGAUCACAUAACCACAAUGUAUACCCAUGCUCUAUGGGGCACACAAGCUAGAAGGGAACACUUAAGGGAAACCAAAUACUUCUCCUGCAAAUGUCAGAGAUGCGUUGACCCUACAGAGUUGGGCUCUUAUCUAAGCGCCUUAAAAUGCAUGGGUACCAGUGAUGAACCUUGUGGUGGCGUACAACUACCCUUGGAUGCGUUGGAUGAUAGCACCGAGUGGGCUUGCAAUCAAUGUGAGGUUAGGUUGUCGAACCACGAAGUCAGUUUUCUGGUGAACCAAAUUGGCGAAGAGGUUGAUAAUGUGCAACUCUCAAAUCCCACUGUAAGGGAGUUGGAUGCCCUUCUGACAAAACUACAAACAUUUUUGCACCCAAAUCACUACCAUUCUUAUUCUGUGAAACAUUCUUUAAUUCAGUUGUAUGGAUAUCAGCAGGGUUACAUGCCCAGUCAAAUAACAGAUGACUGUCUAGUCAAAAAGGCAACUAUGUGCAGAGAGCUGUUGGAAAUCACUAGAAAAAUCGACCCCGGUAAUGCUAGAUUACCAUUGUAUACGGGGGUUAUCCUCCACGAGCUAUAUUUAGCCAAUAUGAUCCUGAUCAAGAGGAAAUGGGAUUUGGGUAUGAAGACUAGGGUUAAAUCGAUCAUAACUCUUUUAAGGGAGUGCAAAAAAUGCCUGGAGGAAACCAAGGGGGUCCUGAAAAACGAAACAACCACACCUGCCGGUAAAAAACUCAAUGACCUGGUGAACACCUCUUUUAAGGAGUUUUGUAAGUUCGUGGAGAGGAACAAAAUUGAUCUGAAUCGGGAAGAAAUAAAAGAAUAAUGAAUUGUAAUCUAUUUAUUAACAUUAAAAUGC
Brassicogethes aeneus is the source of this 1771-nucleotide messenger RNA. The record is from the annotation of a GenBank genome assembly. NCBI's taxonomy places the organism in Eukaryota, Metazoa, Arthropoda, Insecta, Coleoptera, Nitidulidae.